AUGACGGAUCGCUAUGUUUACGCUUCAACCAAUGGACGGUCGUCCACUUUCAACAACCCGGAAAGGGCUUCGAUGCCCUCGAGCAUCGGCUACAGCUCGCUCCACGCUGGCGACAUGCAUGUGAUGCCGGCCUCGACAAGACAACAGCCUAUUACCACCCCGCGAGGCUACACAGUUGCGUCAACAACGACCGCUGCGCCUACAAAUAACCGCACCUAUGCCUACGAGGACCCCAGGGCUCAAGAAGCUGUGGGUUAUGAGACUAUUCGCAACCGCAGAUCAACUAUAGACUCGAACGUCAGACCCCCGGUCAUCAUUACAACUACACAAAAGGAUAGGCCUCAUGGCUCCUCUUCAACGGCCACUAACGUGCCUACUUCAUCUCAUGCGCAGAAUCGUGGCUCGAGUCCUGUUCGCAGCAGCCUCCGCGUGAGCGAGACUCAGUUCAGUUACGCCCAGCCAGCCUCAUCCAUACGCAACCGCAGCGACUCAGUACCCUACCCCAGAAACCCGGGAGACGUCGAUGAUUACUCGCGGCCUAGAGAUCGCUCCGAUAGCCUCGCUAAUCGCGAUGCCGAGGCCUACCGCAAUUCCCGGCCAUCCGUCCUUUAUAGUGCUCCUCAUCACAGCACAUCCACUAUCAACUACGGGGAUGAGUAUCAGUACACCAACGCUGGGGAGCUGGUCAGAUAUGACCUUGAUCAUUCCACCACUCCCGCUCGGUCUCGUAGUAAAAGGGAGAGCUUUGACCGCGGCUACUAUCGACCCAACGUUAGCUACAACGCGGAUCAGCGAAGCUUCAACAUCAAUACCAGUUCCGACCAGAGCCGGAACUAUGGCAUGAAUACCAGCCGCCCAUAUGAGGGACGGGGCGGCCCUCCAAUGACCACCCGUGGUUUUGACAAGAUCGAAAGAAGUUAUGACGCACCCAGAGAGCGUGAUCAUCAUACCCCAGUUGCGGCAUUACCGCCAACUCCCACUCGAGGUGAUGUCCCGGUAGGAACCGAGAGGCGCGGUGGAAGACGUCUUCCCCGACCCGUCUCACUCUACCAGGACGGGACUCCCUCAUCAAGUCACUUUGAGGACUUCCACCGUAGCCGUGAUGAUGAGAGGAUCAUGAGAGAAGCUCGGGAGCGAGAACUUGAGCGACCCCGUGAGAUUGGAUACUUCCACGAUGAUAAUGUGACCUCACGUGGCUUCGGUAUCCGGACCGCUCCAGCAGAUGAUCACCGUGACCAUCGUCGUGAUACGAGGAACAAUGAACCACAGAAGCGAUCCAACGAAGAAGUUCCCUCGCGUGAGCCUGGCGUGAGACGUGAAUCUAGGCAUCGUGACCAUCGCGACGUGAGGAGAGAGGAGCCGCAAAUACGAUCGAAUGAGGAACUAUCUUCCCGAGAGCCCGACUUUGGUCGUGACUCUAGGCGACGGAGCAGAAUCGAGGAUAGAGAAGACCUGCCUCCUCCAGAAUCUGACCUGAGCCGUGAUUCCAGACGGCGAAGCAGGGUCGAGGACAAGGAAGAUCGUCGCGAACAACGCGAAGACAAGAGAGGACGCGAUGACAAGAGAGGUAGCGACGAUGACAAGGAAAGACCAAGGGACAAAUCUCGUUUGCGCGACAAACUGGCUUCGGGGGUGGGCAUUGCGGCAGCCGCCGUGGGCCUCGCCCCCAUCCUCAAGGAUGACAGCAAAAACGAUAAAGAGCCAAGACGGCGCAGAAGCCCUACUGACGAUCGCGAUGUCCAAGGGGAGCCCAGCAACGUCGAGAAGCGGAGUAAGACUGAAAAGGAUCGCUCGCGUGAACAAUCAAAGGACAGAACUCGUGGUCGGGAAAGGCGAGAAUCACCCAAAAACGAUUCAGCACCUAAAGACCGCCCCCCACGGAAUACUGACAUCAAGCCUAAUGGCGAGGUUUCCAACUCCUUGUCGGACUCGGGAGAUGCCAAGAAGGACACGCGCCGCCAUCGCACGUCUGCUGCGUUCAAUCCCAAUGACGCGGGUGAAAUCCACAAGCUUAGAGAGCAGCUGGCUGCUAUGAAAACCUCAGAUAGCUCUGAGAAGUCAGAGAAGCCCGAAAAGGCAAAGAGCAGUGACAAAGGCAAAGAAGUAGAAAGGGAGCCUGCUAUUGUGACCGAGUCAAAGAGCAAACCAUCUCGCUCGCGCUCACGUUCUCGCUCUAUGUCUGAAGCCAGAGAUGCUAAGCUCAAAGAGCUUAUUGAGGAGGACUCCCGAGGUCGCGCCUCUGGCAUGUCCGCCAUCAACGCGUUAGCCGAGCAGGGCAAAUCGGUUCGUGUUGUCUCCCCUCCACGGGAAAAGCCUGAGGAGAAACCUCUUAAGGGCAUCCUCAAGCAACCCAGCGCGCGUUUCCCUGAGCAAACAAACUUCAUUCGUGAAGGGGCUGCACCACAUAAAGAAGACAAGAAACUUAAGGACGCCCCUGCUGGCGCCCGGUGGACAAAGAUCAGCCGAAAGAUUGUCAACCCAGAGGCGUUGACAGUUGGCAAAGAAAGGUUCGAGGUACGAGACGACUUUGUGAUUGUCCUCCGCGUAUUGAACAAGGAGGAGAUUCAGGCAUAUGCCUCGGCUACGCAAGUUCUAAGGGACAGACGACGCAACGCGCGUGAACGGGACCGGGAGGGAAACGACGAUGACAGCAGCGAUGAUACCCGUCGUGGCAACCGGUCGCACCGGCGUGGAGAUGAUGAGAGCAGCGAUGAGACAGAAGACCGCGACCGCGAAAGGCGCAGGCGUCACCAUCGCCGCCGGGAAGAUUGA
Messenger RNA from Clonostachys rhizophaga, 2772 nucleotides. NCBI's taxonomy places the organism in Eukaryota, Fungi, Ascomycota, Sordariomycetes, Hypocreales, Bionectriaceae. The record is from the annotation of a GenBank genome assembly.